Molecule: messenger RNA, 2841 nt
Organism: Prosopis cineraria
Lineage: Eukaryota; Viridiplantae; Streptophyta; Magnoliopsida; Fabales; Fabaceae
Product: receptor-like protein 33
Exons: 1
Coding region: 1-2841 (946 amino acids)
Molecular function (GO): protein binding
Source: RefSeq, a predicted model, not a curated record
AUGUCGGCGGUGUCUGGUCUUUGUGUUGAAGAUGAACAAUCAUUGUUGCUGCAACUGAAGAACAAUGAAUUCAAGUUCCAUGCUUCAUGGUCUACUAAACUGGUAAGCUGGAAUCAAAGCAUUCCUCACUGUGAUUGGAAUGGUGUGACUUGUAAUAAGGAGGGGCAUGUUACUGGUCUCGACUUAAGUUCAGAAGCCAUAGAUGCAGAAUUGCAUAAUUCAAGUGCUCUUUUUUGUCUCCAACAUCUGCAGAACUUGGAUUUGAGUUAUAAUAUUUUCUAUUCUUCAAUUUCGCCUGCAAUCAAAAAUUUGAAGAACUUGGUCUCUUUGAAUUUGUCGCACAAUGAUUUGGAAGGGCAAAUACCAAUGGAAAUUUCCCAGUUGAAAAAUCUGGUUUGUCUUAAUUUAUCUUCUUCAUCAUCCUUGAACCUGGAGAAUCCAAAUCUACAACAACUAGUCCAAAACCUCACAAAAAUCAGGUAUUUGUAUUUAGAUUAUAUAGACAUAUCAGCUCAAGGGAAAGAUUGGAGCAAUGCUCUGCUAGCAAUUCCUAGUCUUGAAGAAGUAAGCAUGCGCUCUUGCAAUCUCUCUGGGCCCAUUGAUUCUUCAUUGGGGAGACUUGAGCACCUCUCAAGACUUUAUCUUGAUAAUAAUCAUCUAUUAUCCCCAGUGCCCGAAAGCUUUGCCAAUUUAAAGAAAUUAACCGUCUUGAAUCUUGCGAAUUGCAACUUGAUAGGAGAUUUUCCACAAAAAAUAUUUGAAAUUGCAACAUUGUCCUAUUUAAGCCUAUCAUACAACUUUGAUCUCCAUGGGUCCUUCAAAAGCUUCCCCCUGAAUGGAUCUCUUCAGACUUUAAAAGUAACAGGCACAAAUUUCACUGGUCCAAUCCCUUUUUCUUUAUUUGAACUCCCAUUUAUAGAACAUAUUGAUCUUUCAUCCAACCAUUUUGAUGGUGAAUUGAAGCCUAAUAUGCUUCAAGUCUGUCGACAUCUACAAACAUUAGAUCUUUCAUCCAACCAUUUAAAUGGUGAUUUGAACCUUAAUAUGUUUCAAGGAUGUCAUCGUCUACAGACAUUAGAUCUUUCAUCCAACCAUUUAAAUGGUGAUUUGAACCUUAAUAUGCUUCAAGGAUGUCAAUAUCUACAGAGAUUAGAUCUUUCUUACAACAACUUGUCAGCUGAUGCAAAUAUUAUGGAUGCUAACCUUUCUUCAUUUCCAAACUUAGAGAUUCUAAGAUUGUCUUCUUGUAAUUUGAGAGAAUUCCCAAUGUUCUUGAGAAACCAGUCCCAAAUAUUUAACCUUGACCUCUCAAACAACCAAAUUGAAGGAGUGAUUCCUCAUUGGAUUUGGAAAAUUCUACAAGUAUCUGGUCAUCUAAAUCUUUCUCUCAAUUCUUUGACUAGCUUUGAAACACAUAUGCUAAAUUACACUAUUAAUUUGGAUGCUAUUGAUAUUCACUCCAACAAACUCAAUGGGAAGAUUCCUCCUUUUAUUACCUCAUUCUUUUUGGACUUGUCAAGUAAUAAUUUCAACACUGUUAUUCCACAUAACAUUGGUGCUCAAUUUCAUUCAGUUCAUUUCCUCAAACUUUCAAGAAACAAAUUUCAUGGGGACAUUCCUCAUUCCUUGUGCAAUAUUCCACGUAUGUAUUUACUUGAUCUUUCCAAUAAUGUGCUUGAAGGGACAAUCCCACCUUGUUUAAUACAUAGUGAGACUCUCCAGAUACUAAUUCUUGGAAAGAACAAGCUCAAAGGCAAUAUUCCUAAUGCAUUUCCAAAAGCAUGUGAUUUUUUCAUAUUAGAUGUACAGGAAAAUCAAUUGAGUGGCUUCAUACCCAAGUCAAUGAUCAGUUGCACGAAUUUGGGGGUGCUAAAUCUUGGGAAUAAUUAUAUUAGUGGUUACUUUCCAUGCUUCCUAAGGAACUUAUCACUUGAAGUCUUGGUUUUGCGAAAAAACCAAUUUCAGGGUCCCAUUGGAUGCUUAGAAAAUGAUGAAAGUUGGCCUUUCCUUCAGAUUAUUGAUUUGGCUUUUAACAAAUUCACUGGAUUUCUUCCGGCCAAAGCUUUCACAGCCUCAGAACUAAUGAUGCUUAAUAUUGAACUUCAACAUACAUUAUUCAGUUCUGAGCCUUACAUCGUAUCCAGUUAUUCCGCUGGUACAUCACAGUAUUAUUCAAUGACAAUUGUGAGUAAAGGCCGAGAAAUGGUGUGGGAUAAAAUACUAUACUCCUUCACUUGCAUUGACUUUUCAUCUAACAAUUUUGAAGGGCCAAUACCAAAAGAGCUAAUGAACUUGGUAGAUCUUCAUGUUCUCAAUUUGUCAAACAAUGCUUUCUCAGGCAAAAUUCCAUCUUCAAUUGGAAAUAUGAAGCAGCUUGAAUCCUUGGAUUUGUCAAACAAUUCUUUGACUGCAGAGAUUCCAACAGAGCUUGCAAGUCUAUCAUUCCUUUCAUUUUUGAACCUUUCAUUUAAUCAUCUUGUGGGAACGAUCCCUAGAGGCACACAAAUUCAAUCGUUUGAUGCCUCUUCCUUCCAAGGCAAUAAAGGGCUGUAUGGCCCUCCUUUGACCAAAAUUCCAAAUAAUGGGAGGCCAGGAUUGAUGCUGCCACCUCUAGCUUCUAGAAAUGAUCAUGGAAUUGAUUUCAAGUUUAUCACAGGCAUGGAAUUUGGAGUGAUUUUUGGCUUAGCCAUUAUUAUCGGACCUCUUUUCUUUUGGAGCAAAUGGAAGAUAAGGUACUGGAAAUAUGUGGACGAUGUUCUUUGUAUCAUCUUUCCACAACUUUAUCUUGAUUAUCAAAGGCAUGAGGGACAAUGGCACCCAGUUCUGCGUUGGAGUCGUUAA